Messenger RNA from Leptosomus discolor (cuckoo roller), 845 nucleotides. The record is from RefSeq and is a predicted model, not a curated record. NCBI's taxonomy places the organism in Eukaryota, Metazoa, Chordata, Aves, Leptosomiformes, Leptosomidae.
AUGCCGACGUGCCGGUGAGCAGCGACGGGGAGAGCGGUAGAGCCCAUCCACGCUCGCGGCCCUCCCCGCAGGGGCUAGAGGAGGCCAGGACCCGGCUUGGCGUCUCUGAGCAGGAUCCGGACGAGCCUGAGCUGAGCAUGCCAGAGCCAGCGCCGCUCGGCGUGGACAAGAAAGCGGCGGAGAAGAAGCGGGUGGAGAAGGUGGGAGCCAAAGGCAGCGCUACCGGGCCUCCAGUCCCCAAGAGCCUCCCUGUACAGAGCAAGGUGGAGCCCCCCAGCCUGGACCCCGCGGAGGAGCCGCUCCUCUGGGAAGGGCUCACCCUCAACAAGUGCAUCGUGGUGGCCUCCGUCGUCGCCCUGCUCAGUGUCACCUUCCAGGUGCUCCAAGAGGUGGUCAGUGCCAAGGAGGAGGAGGUCCAAGAGGUGGUGACUGCCCCGCCUGCCCAGCCGGAGAGCAGCGUGUUGCAGGAGGAUGAUGGUGACGACGAUGAUGAUGAUGAUGACGACAGCGAAGCUGACAGCAACCUGGCGGAGCGGAGCAGCCGGAGGGAGGCACGAGCCAAGGACAGGGCGCUGGGGGACAAGCCCAGCAGAGCCCCCAGGGCCCCCCGGGAGCCGGAGCAGCAGCCCCAGAAGAAGCGGGGCCGGGAGGGGAAGGAGAGCCGGCGGGAGCGGGACGAGCCCAGGAAGGAGGGGUGGAAGGGCCGUCCCGGCAGGGCUGACGGUGGUGGGGAGAGCCCGAAGCGGGACUGGCGGCAGCAGAAGGGCAGGAAGCCCUGGGAGCCGGCGGCCCCCCCGGGGAAGGACGACACUGCCAGGCCCAGGGAGGGCAAGAGGCGCGACUGA